AUGGAUGUUGAACAAAGACCAAGCAAUGAUAACUCUCUCACUCUCAACCUCGAACAUGAUCAACAACAUGGUACCUUAAAUGAUUCUUAUGAUGUUUCUACUGCUCAUACCAUUGACCAAGAUUCAUGGCAACAAGUGGGGUUGAUGUUGGUGACGGGAUUCAAUUGCGGUUGGAUAUUCAGUUUCUCGAACUUGAUUAUGGUUCCACUUGGUUGGACUUGGGGUGUUAUAUUGCUUUUUGUUGUUGGAUUAUACACAGCUUAUGCUAACUGGCUCUUGGCAGCGUUUCAUUUCAUUGAUGGACGGAGAUUCAUCAGAUACAGAGAUCUCAUGGGAUUUGUUUAUGGAAAGAAGAUGUAUCACCUAACGUGGAUUUCUCAGUUUUUGACCCUUUUACUUGGAAACAUGGGUUUCAUUCUCCUUGGAGGCAAAGCACUUAAGGAAAUAAACUCAGAAUUUAGUGAUUCUCCAUUAAGGCUUCAAUACUUCAUAGUAAUCACAGGAGUAGCAUAUCUCAUAUUUUCCUUCUCCAUUCCAACAUUAUCUUCAAUGAGAAACUGGCUCGGAGUCUCUGCGGUUGUCACCACCGCAUACAUAGCAUUUCUUCUCGCCGUUGCAGUCAAAGAUGGUAAAUCAAAUCCUAACAAAGAUUUCACCAUUAGUGGAAGCAAAGUGAACAAGGUGUUCAAUAGCUUUGGAGCCAUUUCUGCCAUCAUUGUUACCAACACUAGUGGCAUGCUUCCUGAAAUACAGUCAACUUUACGUAAACCAGCAGUGAAGAACAUGAGAAAAGCAUUGUUCUCACAAUAUACAGUGGGAGCAUUGUUCUAUUAUGGUGUUACUGUAAUUGGGUAUUGGGCUUAUGGAUCAAUGGUUUCUUCAUAUCUUCCUGAAAAUUUAAGUGGACCAAGAUGGAUCAAUGUCAUUGUUAAUGUCAUCGUUUUUCUACAAUCCGUAGUUUCUCAACAUAUGUUUGUGGCACCAAUUCAUGAAGCUAUGGACACUAGAUUUCUAGAAAUCGGCAAAGGCUCAUUUUCACUUGUUCCCCUAACCUUUAUGUUCCCAAGCAUGAUUUUUCUUAAGGUAAAGGGAAAGACAGCUAGAACAAAGAAGAAGGCAUGGCAUUGGAUCAAUAUUGUAUUUUCAUUUCUACUUACAAUAGCAACAACAAUUUCAGCUCUUCGUUUCAUAAUCAACAACAUCCAAAAGUAUCAGUUCUUCGCUGAUGCAUGA
Messenger RNA from Vicia faba (fava bean), 1233 nucleotides. Lineage: Eukaryota; Viridiplantae; Streptophyta; Magnoliopsida; Fabales; Fabaceae. The record is from the annotation of a GenBank genome assembly.